AUGGAGAUUGAGCUUGUGAAUAAAAAACUGACCACCACAGACAUAGAGUCUCGUCUGUCCUAUCCAACCGGUAAUCUCUGGCCUUUUCAAAUGGUGCAAGGAGAAAACGCUAUCAGUCUUACUGCAAGAGAUCCCACUGGAAGAGUGUGGGAAUUUAAGCUUUCUACAAGAAAUCAUGGUCGUUACAAUAAACCCGUCAUCAGAGGAGGCUGGUUGAAGUACGUUCGUGAGAAGGGCCUUACAGUCAAUGAUUCUAUCAUCUUAACAAUGGUAGCAGAUGAAGAAAAUGGAGUCAGCUAUAACAUUAGAGUUGAGCCGAAUUUGGAACUGGCUAUUUAG
Molecule: messenger RNA, 339 nt
Organism: Populus euphratica (Euphrates poplar)
Lineage: Eukaryota; Viridiplantae; Streptophyta; Magnoliopsida; Malpighiales; Salicaceae
Product: B3 DNA-binding domain protein
Exons: 1
Coding region: 1-339 (112 amino acids)
Molecular function (GO): DNA binding
Source: RefSeq, a predicted model, not a curated record